CCCACGCCAGAUAACGCGUCCAAGACGCGUUUUAAUUGAUCCUCAAACUACAUAUUGCUGACGGACAGCCAAACCCACCACCGAGCAACCACGCGCUUCCUCGACGUACCGGUCCCUUUCUGGUCGCUGCUCACCAGAUCCGUUCUUCAAAUUGCAGGGGGGAAAUAACAAAAGAACCAGCCAUGAACCUCAGUCCGACCAAGCGGCGCAAGCACAAGGACAUCGCCGGUGCCAUGUUCACUGGCCGUGGCGUAGCCCCUCUGUCCUCCGCCGCGCCUUCGUCGUCGCCGGCCUUUGGGACCCCCGUGCACCCCGUCAGGCCCUUCAGCAUCUCGACAACCAAGCAUGCGCCCAUACUGCCCAUUCUUCUCCCAGCUGCGACUUUGCGGCCCCUCGCCUUCCGAACCUUUACCAAGAAACACUCCCUCACCCUGACGUCUUCCGCACUGCAGGAACUCGCAAGCUUUAUUGGACGGCACUGCGGCUCAGGGUGGCGAGAAGAGGGACUGGCCGAGAAGGUUCUAGAGGAGGCCGCGCGAUCGUGGAAGAACAGGAAUGGUGGGGUCAUUGUUGACGGCGCCAACCCGGAAUUGAAGGACAUAUUAAAGGCAUUGGAGGGCAACAUGAGCGGCGGAACUGUCGUCACUGGUGCUAAGGGCCUCAGCCGACAGAACAGCCUGCUUCUGGAUGCCCAACAGGAGGAUGGCGAUGUGUCCAACGCGCGCCUGGGCCUCAGACCAGUGGCCGCCCUGGCGCGAGAAGACAGCUCGACAAGUUUCGGCAUGUCAUCUUUGGAGGUCGAUCAAGACCAUGAUGAGGAUGCCAAGGACCCGAGACAAUGGCUGAGAGUCAUCAAUGCGCUUGAACAGCCAAGAUACAUAUACAACGUCGACAAGAAGCACUUCGAAAGGGAAACAAAGAAGCCUUCCCUCAUGCCACCGGCCUCCCACAAGACCAUGGUAUUCCGCAACCGCUUCAACGUCAUCCACCAACGUCUUCUUCGCAAUGAGUCAUUCCAAUCAUCCGCUGUCUCCACUGCCCGCGCCAAUUCUGCGAGGAGAUCUGACUCUGCAGCGUCAGCAUUCCACAAAAUCACACCCAUAGCAAACCUUCUUGGCCGUCACGGUAGCCAACACAUGCUCCUAGGAAUGCUGACCGUCCUGCCAACCGGAAACCUGGCUGUCAGCGACCUCACCGGCUCAAUCAAGCUAGAUCUCAGGCAGGCAGUCGCCAUCCCCGAGGACUCGUCUUGGUUUACACCGGGUAUGAUUGUCCUGAUCGACGGUGUCUACGAGGAAGACGAAGAUGCUUCUGCCGGCAGCAAAGUCGGCCUGAGCGGAAGUUCUGGCGUUGGAGGCGUCAUAGGUGGACGUUUCCAAGGCUUCUUGAUAGGUCAACCACCAUGCGAGAAGCGACGUGUGACCCUGGGAGUCAGUGGGCCCGAUAGCGACACCAUUGGCGGAGGUUUUGGAUGGAUCGAUUUCUUGGGAGUGGGGAGCGAGCGGGCCACUGGCUCUCGCAUGAGGAGAGUGCAGCAGAGGCUCCUCCGGAGGCCCCUAUCUGAAGAUGACCCGGGCAGCGGCAGGGGACGAAUUGUGGUCUUGGGAGAGAUGAAUCUGGAUCAGCCGCGCACGUUGCAAGCUGUCAAGAAGCUCCUGUCAGGGUACGCGAACGAGCCUGAAGGAGAAACGCCGCUGUGCUUCGUGUUCACGGGGAGCUUCGCAAAGCAUGCGGUGAUGGCGAGAGGUGGGAGUGGAGGUAGCGUGGAGUACAAGGAGUAUUUCGACUCUUUGGCUGCUGUGCUCGCAGAGUUUCCUAUGCUCCUUACGUCCGCGACUUUUGUGUUCGUGCCAGGAGACAACGACGGUUGGGCUUCAGCGUUUUCAGCAGGUGCAGCCACACCCUUGCCCCGAAAACCGGUACCAGACCUGUUUACGAGCAGGAUAAGGAGGACGUUUGCAACUGCGAAUAGUGAGGCUUCGAAGGCAGGGCAGGAGGGCAGUGGUGAGGCGAUUUUCACAUCCAAUCCGAGCCGACUGAGCUUAUUCGGGCCGUGCCACGAGAUGGUCUUGUUCAGAGAUGACAUCUCGGCCCGGCUGAGGAGGUCAGCCGUCCGUCUGAAGCGCCCUCGAGACGCAGAGAACGGUGACGAGCCACCGGACGGCGAGGACAUGGAUAUGUCAUGCGCCAACGGCGAGGCCGAGCCAGUCCCCGACGAGAUGGACGUGGACCCCUCCACGCCGCGCAAGAAAGCGAAGCACUCGGAGCCUGGUGUGCCCUAUGAUAUCCUCGCCGCCCGCAAACUGGUCAAGACGGUCCUGGACCAAGGCUACCUCGCCCCCUUUCGCCAGUCGGUCCGCCCUGUACACUGGGACUACGCGGGAUCCAUGCAUCUGUAUCCGCUGCCCACGGCUAUGAUGCUCGUGGACGCUACGGCGCCGUCGUUCUGUGUCACGUACGAAGGAUGCCACGUCAUGAACCCGGGGUCACUGCUCGUUACUGGGAGGCGAGGCAUGGCGAGAUGGGUGGAGUAUGAGGUUGGCAAGACCGGGAGGGUCAGAGAAGUCUUGUUCUAGAAAUGCUUGGUCGCGUGGACGAAAAAUAGAGAACGGGCUCGCACAGGACAGAGACCUAAUGCAUUUACGAUUAAUGACGCAUCUAGCA
This is a messenger RNA of Diaporthe batatas, 2664 nucleotides long. Its product is annotated as DNA polymerase epsilon noncatalytic subunit. The transcript has 2 exons. NCBI's taxonomy places the organism in Eukaryota, Fungi, Ascomycota, Sordariomycetes, Diaporthales, Diaporthaceae. Gene Ontology annotation, cellular component: epsilon DNA polymerase complex. Gene Ontology annotation, molecular function: DNA binding. The coding region runs from base 183 to 2576 and encodes 797 amino acids. Gene Ontology annotation, biological process: DNA-templated DNA replication; error-prone translesion synthesis. The record is from RefSeq and is a predicted model, not a curated record.